AGGAAGUGCGGCCAUCCUCUGAUUCAACCCUGAGCUCAGAUCAGCCCGCAGGAGCAGACAUGGACACAUCUGCACGCGCAGAGCUGAGGCUGGUGGUGCUGGGCCGGACAGGAGCAGGAAAAAGAUCAGCAGUCUGCACCAUCCUGGGCCUGCAAGACCACGACCAGGGCACAGAUGACGCAGAGGAGUGCAGUAAACACAGCGGGGAGGCUGCAGGCAGGAAGUUGGUGGUCGUCUCCAGUCCGGCCUGGUUCAGCUCAGACUGCGCCCCCGAGGACAGGAAGAGACACAUAUCGUCCUUCAUCGCCUUAUCCAGCCCCGGACCUCACGCCUUCCUGCUGUGUGUCCCUGUGAACCAGCCGGCCGACGGCGAGGAAAAAGCGCUGGACGUCCUGACGGAGCUGUUCGGCGCCUCCGCCCUCAGCAGUAACACCAUCAUCCUCUUCACCCACACCGAGGAGCUGGAGGAGGACGAGCAGCUGGAGGAGUACCUCAUCUCGUGGCGCAAGGACCUCCUGAAGCUGGUGGAGAGAUGUGGCGACCGCUAUCACACCCUGGAGACCCGCGGAGGAGAACCAGACGAGGGGAAGGCUUUGGAGGAGCUGCUGGAGAAGGUGGAGGAGGCGGUGAGAGAGAGCGGGACGCAACACUUCAGCUGCCCUCUGUACCAGGAGGCGGAGGGGAGAGUCAGGGAGCGGCAGGAGGAGAUCCUGAGACAGAGGAGACGACAGGACCAGGUGACUCCCUCGGACUCAAAACCAGAGGAGGACAUCACAGAAGAAGACAUGGAGGAGGUCCGGGAUGAGGCAGAGAGGAGCGUCGGGGACUUGGACGUGGAUGUGGAUAGUAGUUUCCCCUCUGCUGCUGUCUCACCCUCCUCCCCCUCUUCCUCGCUCCUCUGGGGCUUGUGGGAGAAGCUGACCGGCUGGAUGAAGUGGCUGCCCAGAGUGGUGAGACGGGAGGCGCUGCUGGGAGCACUGGUCGGCCUGUUUGUCGGAGGGCCGUUUGGAGGUAUUAUGGGGGCCACUGUGGGAUCAGUGGCGACCGAGGUGGGGAGGAGAAAAACGCAGAAAACCAAAUAAGAGGUAAUCUCAUCUUUUAUCUAUUAAGUCGCACCUUAAAGUCACCUCUAAGUGUUCGUCAAGUCACUGUAUCACUGAGCUUUCAGCUAACAGCCAGCGCCUGUUAAAGUCGUGUUAAUGCUUCACCUCUGAGCACCAGUAUUCACUGUCUAUGGUCGAGUUUCCACUGUGGGAACUCUGGGAAAACCCAGGAGGCGGGAACAUUUACAGGAACCACCUGUAGUCGGUCCACUCGGACUUUGUGUCUCUACUGCAGUUUAGUUUAGGACCUACUGGACUCCCGAGUUUAUGUAAUCAUUGUUCUUCUUCUGUCAAGACUUUAGACUGUUUAUAAAGAUGGACAACGCGUCCCCACGUACCCCCGCUAUGCUGAAGCAGCUAAAAUAUCGGAGAUUCAGGGAGUUCCCGCCAAAAAACCCGUCUGACCAAUUGCAAGCAGUUGAAUUGAAUGCGAGCGCGUGGAUUGGCUAUCACAGCUGUCAAUCAUGGCAAAAAAUCAGCUUGUUGUAUCAUUUAAUAUCUCAUUAAAACCGGAUUUAUCAUAAAAACGAUCACUUGAACAAACAGAGUGACGAGAACUACCUUUAGUGACAAAAACAUCUUUGGGAAAAAUUUAUUUGGCGUGUAUUUUGAGUUUUUAGUUUGGGCCAUUCACGAACUUUAUGACCUAUACUGCAGUAAGACACUAGGGGGCGAUACAGAUGAGAAGUUACACUUUGGCUGAGCUGUCAUGUUGUCCAGCUUUAUAUAUAGUUUAUGGUUAAACCUAGGAGGCUCGAACAGAUCCUAGAAAGGUCUCUGCGUACAGUUACUGGGCUGCUGACCGGCCCCUGACCUCCUGUUAUUUUGCAAAAGUGGCCCCCAGGCAAUGCGAGUUGAGUAUCCGUUAUCAAUUGUCAAUAAAUUAUGCUUCAUAGAUCAGAAGUAAUCCAUUACAAAGAACAAUGUUUGGGUUGCCAAGUUAGAAAAAUACCUUUGGCUUGUGUUUAUCUUCCUGUAGUAUAACGUGCUCUUUUCUUUUUAAUAAGCUUAGUUAUUCAUCUUUCUAGCUCAACAUACUCAGUUAUUUAAAUUAUAAAUGAAUAAUAUAAAUAUGAAUAAGGAUUUAGUUAUCUUUCACUACAGUACUCCAUUAAGUCUGCAGAUGUGAUUGUUUUUAAUCCUGAAAUAACAGAUUUGGCCACUUCAGGGCAGAAGAAACAAUGACCAUAAUAGCUGAGGAUAGUUCACCGCAAAAUGAAAAUUCACUCAUUAUCUACUCACCUUCAUACCGAUGGAAAGUGGAGUGAAGUUUUAUAGUCCGCAACACACCGAUGUAUUACGGGGAGAAGGCGUUGUACUCAUCUCCCAAACAACAGAAGCAAAUGGUGACCAGGAUUCAAACG
Messenger RNA from Plectropomus leopardus (leopard coralgrouper), 2467 nucleotides. Its product is annotated as GTPase IMAP family member 9. The record is from RefSeq and is a predicted model, not a curated record. Gene Ontology annotation, molecular function: GTP binding. Lineage: Eukaryota; Metazoa; Chordata; Actinopteri; Perciformes; Serranidae.